This is a messenger RNA of Daktulosphaira vitifoliae (grape phylloxera), 414 nucleotides long. Its product is annotated as axonemal dynein light intermediate polypeptide 1-like. The record is from RefSeq and is a predicted model, not a curated record. Gene Ontology annotation, molecular function: dynein heavy chain binding. Lineage: Eukaryota; Metazoa; Arthropoda; Insecta; Hemiptera; Phylloxeridae. Gene Ontology annotation, cellular component: filopodium; axoneme. The coding region runs from base 1 to 414 and encodes 137 amino acids. The transcript is spliced from 4 exons.
AUGUGGGAAGCUAGGCGUGAAAAAUCUGAUGAAAUUAUUAGACAAGUAACAAUGAAUUGUGCAGAACGUGGAAUGAUGCUGAUUAAUAUUCGUGAUGAAAUUAACAUGACCAUUAACGCUUACCAAGAGCUUUAUGAAAGUUCAAUAGCAUUUGGAAUACGUAAAGCGUUAUUGAGUGAACAUAAAAAAUUAGAGUUUGAAAGAAAAAUUGAGAAACUCAAAGCUCAGAAUGAAGAAUUAGUAACCGAGCUGGCUCAAACUAUUGAAGCUACGGCAAAAAUAGAGAGAGAUGCCACUGAAGCCCGGACUAUAGAAAUACAACGACAAACUGAAGAAUUGAAUACGUUAAAAAAGGCCAAUCAAUUGAUAAAAGUUCAACUGGAAUCAAUAAUAGCACCAAAAAGACAUAAUUAA